This is a messenger RNA of Phycodurus eques (leafy seadragon), 1236 nucleotides long. RefSeq names its product annexin A14 (gene anxa14). Gene Ontology annotation, molecular function: phospholipase inhibitor activity; calcium ion binding; calcium-dependent phospholipid binding. Gene Ontology annotation, cellular component: cytoplasm. Bases 148 to 1095 code for a protein of 315 amino acids. The record is from RefSeq and is a predicted model, not a curated record. NCBI's taxonomy places the organism in Eukaryota, Metazoa, Chordata, Actinopteri, Syngnathiformes, Syngnathidae. The transcript has 13 exons.
AAGGCUGGUAAUUUAAGGUUGGAAAAAAAUAAAGAAAGAAAAGAAAAAGUAGUCCACUACUGACUACACACCUCUACAUAACAGACCACAGCGCAGGUUAAUUUACCUCAAUUUACUCACUUGUCUUUAGACAUUUGAACUAAAGCAAUGGACCUGCAGUACUUUGAGUCUCACACAAUGUGUUGGGGUACCCUUGGAACGGUGCGACCUUACUCAAAUUUCCACCCACAAAGAGAUGUAAAACAGAUCCACGAGGCACUGGAGAAGAAAGAUGCAACUACACUUGUGAGAAUCCUAACAAAUCGCAGCAAUGCUCAGAGACAGGCCAUUGCCAAAACAUUUAAAGAGGCAACACAACAGGACCUGAUAGCUGGCAUGAAAAAGGUUCUGUCUGGAGAUCUGGAGGCGCUCAUGCUGGAACUAAUGAUGCCUCCUCUGCAGCAUGAGGCUCAUCGCCUGCAGCAGGCCAUGGCGGGUUUAGGCACGGACGAGGAAACACUACUGGAGAUUCUGUGUACAAGAUCAAGUAAGGAGCUUCGGGACAUCAGUUCUGCGUACAAAGAAAUGUAUAAAAAGGACCUGGAGAAGGAAGCGAAAGGAGAAACCAGUGGAGACUUUGCUAAGCUUAUAGUGGCUCUUAUUAAUAAAGAAGAUGUUGCAGGUUUAGUUCAAAGGGACGUUGAGUCUCUCGCUGCAUCACUAAAUGGAAAAAAAGCUGACGUGGCUCCUUGGAUUGAUAUUCUCACCUCAAGAGAUUCAAACCAUCUUAACAGAGUGCUGAUGGGACUUGAGCUGGAGAGUGGACAGAUGGUGAUUCCAGUUCUGGAGAAAAGCUUCUCCGGGGAGAUUCGUUUGGGUUUGAGUGUUUUAGUGGAGUGCAUUCAAAAUCCUGGCAUGUACCUUGCCAAAAGAUUAACUGGCAUGAAGGCCCCGAUAGUGCAAGGCAUCAUGGUGUCCCACAGUGAGGAAGAUCUACUUUGUAUCAGAGUAGCCUUCCUUAAACUGACAGGCACUUCUCUCUACACAACCCUGCAGAACUAUUUCAAGGGAGAUCAUUUAGAAGCUCUGUUGGCCAUCUGCCGAUCUGAAGAUUAAACUGGAGCAAUACAUGUUUUAUUAAUGUUCACAUAUAUUUGGUGCAAGUAACAUGACUCACUGACUUUGUGUGGGAUUGUGAUUGUUGUCAUCUCUUCUCCAUUUAAUGCAGUACUAAUAAAUAUAUCAAUGCAGCUUGGU